AUGGUGGGAAAGACCCAUCUGAGUAUGGUCCCAAUUUGGGCACAAUUACAGUCUCUCAAAGCAGAAGACAGCAGGUAUGCCGGAGACCCAGUGGGCAUCAGGCGCCGGACAUUGGGUAUAGGCUGGUACAGAGGAAUGCUUCUUGAAGGCCUAAACCGUGUAAGAAGGAUGAUCUGCUGUUGUAGUGCUUCGGCAGUUUGGUUUCCCUGCCCGAAGGCGAAAAGGGUAUGGAAGACAGGCUCUCCAUGUCAGUCUGCAAUGCUUCCCCCGACGUCGCCCACACCUUGAAGGGCCGUUGACACCUCCCAUCUUGCGGCCACCUCCACAGAUGAGGGCACCAGAGAGGUCUGACCGCAGGUGAGAAGGCAUACAUUCGCUCGUAAAGCUUGGCCCAAAAGCCUGUGAAUAUUCUGUCUAGACUGGACGGGUUGAGUGGUGCCAGGCUACAGGAAGUUGAGGGACCUUCAGUGAGUAGCACGGCAUUCGCCAUUUUGGCAGGAUGGUGUCUAGGAUGUUUGCUCCACAAGACAUUCUGCAAGUUGUUAUAUCUAAGGUAAUACAGGGAGUGCAGAAUUAUUAGGCAAGUUGUAUUUUUGAGGAUUAAUUUUAUUAUUGAACAACAACCAUGUUCUCAAUGAACCCAACAAACUCAUUAAUAUCAAAGCUGAAUAUUUUUGGAACAGGUUUUUAAUUUGAUUUUAAUUUUAACUAUGUUAGGGGGAUAUCUGUGUGUGCAGGUGACUAUUACUGUGCAUAAUUAUUAGGCAACUUAACAAAAAACAAAUAUAUACCCAUUUCAAUUAUUUAUUAAUACCAGUGAAACCAAUAUAACAUCUCAACAUUCACAAAUAUACAUUUCUGACAUUCAAAAACAAAACAAAUCAGUGACCAAUAUAGCCACCUUUCUUUGCAAGGACACUCAAAAGCCUGCCAUCCAUGGAUUCUGUCAGUGUUUUGAUCUGUUCACCAUCAACAUUGCAUGCAGCAGCAACCACAGCCUCCCAGACACUGUUCAGAGAGGUGUACCGUUUUCCCUCCUUGUAAAUCUCACAUUUGAUGAUGGACCACAGGUUCUCAAUGGGGUUCAGAUCAGGUGAACAAGGAGGCCAUGUCAUUAGAUUUUCUUCUUUUAUACCCUUUCUUGCCAGCCACGCUGUGGAGUACUUGGAUGCGUGUGAUGGAGCAUUGUCCUGCAUGAAAAUCAUGUUUUUCUUGAAGGAUGCAGACUUCUUCCUGUACCACUGCUUGAAGAAGGUGUCUUCCAGAAACUGGCAGUAGGACUGGGAGUUGAGCUUGACUCCAUCCUCAACCCGAAAAGGCCCCACAAGCUCAUCUUUGAUGAUACCAGCUCAAACCAGUACUCCACCUCCACCUUGCUGGCGUCUGAGUCGGACUGGAGCUCUCUGCCCUUUACCAAUCCAGCCACGGGCCCAUCCAUCUGGCCCAUCAAGACUCACUCUCAUUUCAUCAGUCCAUAAAACCUUAGAAAAUCAGUCUUGAGAUAUUUCUUGGCCCAGUCUUGACGUUUCAGCUUGUGUGUCUUGUUCAGUGGUGGUCGUCUUUCAGCCUUUCUUACCUUGGCCAUGUCUCUGAGUAUUGCACACCUUGUGCUUUUGGGCACUCCAGUGAUGUUGCAGCUCUGAAAUAUGGCCAAACUGGUGGCAAGUGGCAUCGCGGCAGCUGCACGCUUGACUUUUCUCAGUUCAUGGGCAGUUAUUUUGCGCCUUGGUUUUUCCACACGCUUCUUGCGACCCUGUUGACUAUUUUGAAUGAAACGCUUGAUUGUUCGAUGAUCACGCUUCAGAAGCUUUGCAAUUUUAAGAGUGCUACAUCCCUCUGCAAGAUAUCUCACUAUUUUUGACUUUUCUGAGCCUGCCAAGUCCUUCUUUUGACCCAUUUUGCCAAAGGAAAGGAAGUUGCCUAAUAAUUAUGCACACCUGAUAUAGGGUGCUGAUGUCAUUAGACCACACCCCUUCUCAUUACAGAGAUGCACAUCACCUAAUAUGCUUAAUUGGUAGUAGGCUUUCGAGCCUAUACAGCUUGGAGUAAGACAACAUGCAUAAAGAGGAUGAUGUGGUCAAAAUACUAAUUUGCCUAAUAAUUCUGCACUCCCUGUAUAUCCUUUACCAGCAGGAGGGGGGAUAGCUGGUGAUCUGCGGUCAUUUCAGUCUCUGGUUUGAGGGAACAAUGGGCAGAGAGAUCGGCAGCCUCUUCCGCGCCUAUGCUACCACCUAGGCCGCAAAACAGUCCAGCCGCCACAGCUGAGCCAAGAGAUUCCGUGGUAGUAAGCCCGGUUAGCCGAGUAAAACAACAAGAACAAAGGUUAAAGUCAGCUUUUGGUCCGGAGCUCCGGGUCGAUGCGACUGCUCACAAUGGCGGCCAGGCUCUGCCCCCUAUAUAAAUUUCUUUAAAAGCUGUAUUAUGAAAGCCUUUUCUCAUCACCAAUGUGUUCGUGAAAUUGAUCCAAAUUUAAUCAUGACAUAAAAAAGUUUUUGUUUUUUUAUCUGGCCAGUGGUCAUGAUUACACGUGUUCUUCUUGCCACGUUCCAGUGUCGUUGCGUUAAUGAUGAAUCUCCAGGCACAGAACAAGUAGCUCAGGCUACAAAUCUCUCAUAUUUCCCCUAAAUUGUUCAAUAGCAUUUACAAUAAUCUUCAUGACGGUCAAAUUCCAGUCUGAGUUAUGCCAAAGUGACCUAGAUUUUUCUUUGUUGACUGCCCCAAAUUCAAAGUUCUGAAAUAUUUCCAAUUCUUUGCAACAAGUUUGAACUGACAACCAUAUUGAUGACCUGAUUUUCAACUUGUUAAAAAACAAAUGUGAAAAGGUGCUCAAAUAGGAAAAAUAAGACUCCCUGAAAAAUGCCAUUUCUCUAAUUUUCCAUAAAUUUUUAAACAUCAAUUAUAUUCACAUUUCCAGUAUGUGUUAUUGGUUUUAUUACCUGGAUUCAUAAUUACAUACAAUAAAUCAUAGACAUUUCUAACUAAUUGUAUACGGCCAUUAUCAUAUUUGAUCUGCACUAUAUAGUGUAUUUUCUUUUUUACGUGUUUUCACACUUAUUGGAAGACUGUGAGAUGUCGAAUAAUUAUUCUUAGUACUAUUAUGCUAAGUGCACCCCUAUUAUAUAUUGGUUAAUUUACAAUUGGGCCAGUAGAGGGAGCUCUGCACUUAAGAAAUGGUAUCAAAGCAUUCCAUAAUAAAGCAUUUGACCUAUAUAUUUUGAAAUGGUGUGAAAAUUCACUCAUUAACCUUCAAAAGUACCAUAACUACCCAUAAAGUUUAGUAUUAGGCCCUCGGUUGUAUUUCUCCAGCGUUUCUUGAGUUCCAACUCUCAAUGAUAUCAGGCAGUCUAGUACCACGGCCUGGAAUAUACAACGUUCUAGAGUUUCUCUGCUCGCUAAGCAUAUUUCCCGGGAUAAUAAAUAUCCCCCAGAAAAGCAUUCUGUGCCGUAGUUACAGGAUAAUACAAAUAUACUAGGCCCAUAGAGGUAAACCAAGGACAGCGAACGUCUGAUGAAACUGCUCCUGCAACUAAGAAUUAUGGGAGUGGUAGGGUAUAGCUGCCAGUGAGCCAUUUAGGCACCUAAUUGCUUUGCUCCAUUUUAUCCAAUGUACCACUUUGUCCUAAAUUGGGCUGGGCGUAUAAGUAUUUUCUAUUAUGUUCUCACCACACACCAACUGUUACCCGUCACCUCAAUACUAGGUGACUCCCUUAUGUAUAUAACAGCCGCAUAUAGUUCUGCUAUUUUUACAUUUUGGAAAAUUAUAGGAUUGGACUGAGAUGCCUUUUCACCUGUCGCACCGGAACAGUGAAUCUCAAACCAAUACUGUAUUAGCUGUAACUUAAUCUCAUUGUUAUGAAAUGUAUUAAUAACUAGACGUAUGAAACAUUCUAUCACUUAGCUGUUGUUGAAAAACCUUCUUUGUUGUACCUCCCACUGCUCUAAAGCCGGACAUGUUUUCUGUGUUAAAAUAAAAUGCAAGUAGAGUUACUCAAAAAAUAGUAAAUUUCUAAUUUUAGGUAAAAAUAGCUGAACAGGAAAUAUUGGGACCUAAAAUGGGAAGAGAUUAAUGUUUCACAAAUUUUGGACAAGUCACAAUAUUAUGAAUGACCCCCUGUCUCUUUUCACCCUUUUUUCAUCAAACAUUUUGUAUUGUAACUAUUGUUCUGCAACCUAUAUUUUAUUAUUGACUAUAAAAGCCCUUUUCGCUUUGUUGUGGUUGGUUAUUUUGUUUUAUUUCUGAUAUUCAGUGGAAUACUCUAUAUUUAACAUUUUGUACAAUUAAUCCUACACCGAAAACAGUAUAUACAAUCAAAUAAUACUUAUCUUAAACAGUGAAAAUCCGAUUCCCACAGAUCACCUCCCAGACAAUGAUCUCUUAUAGUCGAUAAAAAUACAAAAAAAUAAAGUAGGAUACACCUGAUGUGCCUAAUAAAAUAUAAAAAAAAAAAUACAACAUAGUGUGAUAUUGUAAAAUAUAUAACAAUCACGCAGUAUUUAGCUGCACUCACAAAUCUAUGUGAAUUUACAUGUUCUCAAAGUGCCUUCCACGAAGUUGACCUCCUAAAGGUCAUACUUCAAUUAGGAACGAGACGGGGAUCCGGACACAGGUCUCAACAACACAUUUUCUUUGUACAUUUUAAAUACUGCACUGGAUCCUUCUUAGAUGGAUCCCUCUGAUUAUUCACUAAAGUAUGAAUUACCCAAAAUUUUGAAUGAAUUCAAAGUGAAUUUUAAAUUUAGGGCAUAAUAGCCAAAUCAAAGUUUGACGUUCCCUUUGAACUCCCUCUGAAUUCCCAGCAAUUCCCACUUAACCCUAAUAAUCAAACAGUUUAGAACAUUACUGCCACUCAGAGGUUUAUUCAGUAAAGUGUGAAGGAAUUCUGAGUGAAUUCACAGUUAAUAUCAGAAUUUAGGCUAUGAGCAGGAUUAAGCAACCUUUGGCACUCCAGAUGUAGUGGACUACAUCUCCCAUAAUCCUCGUAUACCCGUAAUGCUGCCAAAGCAUCGUGGGAGAUGCAGUCUACAAUAUCUGGAGUGCCGAAGGUUACCUACUCCUGGGCUACAAUUAACAAACUAGUGGAAAAUAAACUCCAAAAUUAAGAUUUCGGUUCUGCUAUUUUGUCCAUAAAUCCUGACAAUUCACACUUUAGUGAAUAUCCGACAUUGUAAUAAAUCUUGUUUAUAAAAGAAAACAAACACAUAAGUCCAUAUUAUCCAAUAUAGGUCAGAAGAAUACAUUGUCUGUGUGCUAUAUUCACAAGGAUUAUUUCUAAGCACUGACAGGCCAAGAUUGCAAAGCAUCCAUGACCUUAAUGCGUUAUCAUACUAUUGUAGUGUCUGCAACUCCCUGACUUGGGUACAGUUACAUAUUGUGCAGUGACCUGGAUAGGGCCACUAUAUAACAUAUAUUAAGCAAAGAAAAGUAUGUAAGAAAAAACAAACAAAAACACAUUUUGUACUCUAAUUUGUUCUUCUAAAUCUAGACAAUGCAAGAAUUCCUGGUUUGUGGAUAAGCCUUCCAGACACAGGAGGGGGUUGUCAGUUUUUUGGGGAAUCGGCUAGUUCAUGUUCAGGUCACAUAGUAUAACUAUGAGUCAAGUAACAGUCUUGGUAAUAAAAAAAAAAUAUAUAUUUUUUUUUUAUAGAAUGCUUUUCUUUUUGUCUCCCAAGGGCACUCUGUGUUUAAACACACAAUGUGAAAGAAGCAAAUCAGAUGCUGGUGAGACAAUAUAACAAACACACAAUAAUGAGACAGAUAUCAGGGAGAUAUUCCCCGAGGCCUGUACACCACUUGACCCUACUGAAAUACUGUGUAUAUUUGGUGAGACAAUAUGACUAAUUCCCAGCUCAAUGGUACUUGUUUAGUUGACCUCGGAAGGAUGAAAAUCCCAGCUGACCCUAUCUGGUAUAGAUAUAAAUACAAAUGGACCUGCACGAUGUACAUACUAUAUAACAUAUAUUAUAUACUGUUAUUCACACCCACAGUGCAUCAGUGCAACCGAGGUGGCCAUCCUCUCCAGUCAUCCAUCAUAAUGUAAGAACACAGUCCAAGCACUCCAAGCUGUAGUCUUAAAAAGAAGUAUGUACGGGGCGGGGCGGGGCUUGGCUGCCAUGCUGUGAGGAAGCACAGGGCUGCAGCACGUCUAAACUGACCUGAUUUUCUCAACAUUUUACUGAAUAUACCUUAUUUCACACCAUUAUCCCUGUUUUUGGAACAACUUGUGAACACAGUGAUACCACUUCUGCAGCCCUGUCUUACAUUCUUGCAGCACUGCACUGCUGGCAGCCUACUACUACUAGCUGACUCAGUAUGGGAGGGAUGACCACUUGCCUGUACCCAGCAUAGUCAGGUGAUUACUUCUGCUGCCCUCUUCUACUCCCCACCCCCUUUGGACCGGUGGGGUUAUCCCAGUCCCGGGAGUUCCAAAGGCCCCAUAGCGGACAACAUGGCGACGUCUGCGGCCUACUCUGUUCCCUCUGUCUACCCUAGCGACACGCACAGCAGACUAGAGCAAAUCUUCACAGACUUUCUCGGCUGCUUUUCGCAGAAGGGAGCGCAGCUUGAAUCCUGUCCGCCCUGCUGGAGUGACUCUGCAGCAGCGUCUCCGGGGAAGAUCCCACAUUGUUCUGAUGCAUGCAGCAAACCACAUGGUGGAUGGCUGGAGGUCCUGUGAUUUUGAGUGGUUACACGUGGGACUGUUGCUGGCCCAGAAAAGGAAAAUCGGCGAAGAGUCUUUUACUCAUAAAGGGUUGCCUGUUGCUCUUUGUUUUAUAACCCAUACUGCUGGUAAACUCUACUGUGUUUCCAUUGGCUAUGCUUAUCAUUUUAGAUCUUACUCACCUAACGUUCCUACUAGUCUAAAGACAGGCAAGGCUGUGCCAAUAAAAUAA
This is a messenger RNA of Pelobates cultripes (western spadefoot toad), 6891 nucleotides long. The record is from the annotation of a GenBank genome assembly. Lineage: Eukaryota; Metazoa; Chordata; Amphibia; Anura; Pelobatidae.